Molecule: messenger RNA, 3964 nt
Organism: Amaranthus tricolor (Joseph's coat)
Lineage: Eukaryota; Viridiplantae; Streptophyta; Magnoliopsida; Caryophyllales; Amaranthaceae
Product: N6-adenosine-methyltransferase non-catalytic subunit MTB
Exons: 7
Coding region: 351-3833 (1160 amino acids)
Cellular component (GO): nucleus; RNA N6-methyladenosine methyltransferase complex
Molecular function (GO): methyltransferase activity; mRNA binding
Source: RefSeq, a predicted model, not a curated record
CCCUCAUAACGUUUUGUUUUUUAAAUUUGCACCUUUCUUCAACAAAAGCAAUCAAAUACGUUGGAUAACAAAACCCUUAGCCAACAAUUUCACCAUUUUUCGUUCCUUCACUCUUGUCUCCCAUCUGGCCGGCCUUCUCUUCUACCACCACCUGCGCUGCCACUUUCGUAGUCACAACCACUCAACCACUGUCGAUUGUCGACUCUAAUUCGGUUUAAAUUCGAUCUCCAAUCCGCAUUGAUUUCACUUGAUCAGCUGGAGCAGUAAAUUAUAAGGUGCAAAAGUAAAUCAUAAAAUUUCAAGUUGUGAUUGAUUCUCCUGAGAGAAGUCGAAAUUAUUCUAAAAGGGACAUGGAGGAUGUCUUGGAUGGCAAAAGAGGGAUCACUGGUGAUGAAGAAGAAUGGGAGGGCAAUGGAAAAAGGAAGCACAGGUUGAGCAAAUCAAGAAGAUCUGCUAACGAAGAAGAUGAUGGUAGGGAUGGUAGUGGGAGGAGGAAGAGUUUGGGGGAUAGAAUGGAGAGUAGGAGAAUGUCAAGUGGAUUAGCCAGAGGAGAUACAGAUGAAGCUGACUAUGAUGCAAAGAAGGACUCAGGUUCCAAGUUGGCGCGGAAGAAGCAAGAGGUCAGUUCUUUGGAAAAGUUGAGCAACUGGUAUCAGGAUGGGGAUUCAGAGAACAGGCAUGAUGGAAAAGAUAAGUCCGGAACUAGAAGUUAUACUAGAAAUGAAGAUACUGAGAGAAAUACAUUUAGGAAAACAACUUCAAAGUUCUCUGAUUAUGAUGGAUCUCAUAGGAGCAGUAGGAGUAGGGAUGAAAGAGCUCGGGAUGGGGAGGAUGAGAGGCAAGUGGAUAGAGAUUCAUAUCAUUCGGAGAGGAGGGAAACCAGUCGAGAAAAGAGCCACAGUCUUACAGAAGAGGUAAAGAACAGGAGAAGAUGGGAUGAAACUGAUGCUUCUACAAAAGCUGAUGGUAGUUCUAUGGGGAAAUCAGAGCAAAGAGGUGGGUUGGGGUCUGAAUCAAAGCAUGAAAGCGCUCAUGAACGGAGCACCUCUAGUAGACUUGAUCCAGGUGAAACAAGAGAAAGAAUGUUAGAAUCAAGUAAUGAAAAGGGUAAAUCAUACAAGGAGGAGAAGAGAUCAGAUUCUGAUUGGUCCAAGAGCAGAAGAUCAGAUGCCUUAGAAGAAGAAAAUAAAGUUAGUUCCAUAACUCGUGAAGAUAGAAUUAGUAGGGAGAAACAUGAUAGGCAUAAGGAAUUGAAAUCUUCUGGUCGUGAAGCUGUAGAUAAUAGAGAUAGAUUGUCUAAUCUGGAUGAGGAUGUUGACUCCUGGAUAAGAGACAAAAAUGCAAGAGAUGCUGGGUAUUCACAUCAUUCAAGAAGCCCUGAGAAGAGUGGGAGACAUCGCCAAGAGUUGGAGAAUCCUUCAGGGGAAUAUGAAAGAGGCAGUAGCUUAAAGCGCAAAGAGAUGGAGAAGGAUAACUCUAGAGAUGAUAGAGCAAAAGCUAGAGAAAAUAGCUGGAGCGAUAGGAGUAGAGAUAGGGAAGGCUCUAGGGAAAGUUGGAAACGAAGGCAGCUGCCUGUUAAUGACAGAGAUUUGGAUUUAGUUCAUGAUCGUGAAUUGCCCAGACGAGUUCGUGAUAGGAUGGAUAAUGAUAGGGGUCUCGGUCGAGCUGGAAACAGAAAAGAAGGGAGGAGUGAAGCCGUCAAGGCUUCUUCCAAUUUUGGAAUUUCAACUGAGAACUACGAUGUUAUAGAGAUACAACCAAAGCCUCUUGACUAUGGAAGAGAUGACCCUGGAUCUUCCUUUGCGAGAAGAACAGAAGCUGUUCCAAUACAUGAUCCAAAAUCAAAUUUGCAUGAUGAAUGGGGACGGUCACAAGAUGACUCGCAUAGGGCUGACGGGAUUGAGGCAACUGUUGAUGACUCAAGUGUGAAGUUUGUGGAUGAAGCUUCUUCUGGACAAGAUAAACAUGCAUGGAGGGAUGAUGCUGAUGGUAGUAGGGUAGGGAGGCUGAGGGGUCAACAAAAUUCUUUAUCUGUCAGGCCUUCUAGUGGCCAAAUUUCUGCAGGAGGUCCUCAGCAUCCUAAUAGCAAUCAAGAGAACUACGGCAGGAUGAAUCAGCAGGGUCCUAAAGGCAGUAGGCCAGGUAGAGGAGGAAGAAUCAGGCCUCCUGGAAGAGACAAUCAGCAGCAUAACGUCCCAAUGCCCUUGAUGGGGUCUCCUUUUGGACAUCUUGGUAUGCCUCCACCUGGUCCAAUGCAAUCCAUGAACCAUGGCUUAGCUCCUGGUCCAGGACCUCCAGUUCCUCCUGGCGUUUUUGUUUCACCAUUUUCUCCACCAGUUUGGUCUGGAGGGCGAGGUAUGGAUGUCAGUAUGUUGCCUGUUUCUCCUGGUGUUUCAACACUUCCUCCUGGGCCACCUGGACAGCGAUUUCCACCAAACAUGGGGGCUCCCCCUAAUCCAGGUUUGUUUUUCAAUCAAUCAGGUCAAGGAAGAGGAAUGCCUUCUAAUGUUUCUGGCCCUGGAUUUAACACCAUCGUUCCUGUUGGUCGAGGAAAUUCAAAUGAGAAAAAUCCUGGUGGUUGGAUUCCUACUAAAAGUGGUGGGCCUCCAGGUAAGGCUCCUUCUAGAGGAGAGCAAAAUGAUUACUCCCAAAAUUUUGUUGACACUGGAUUGCGGCCCCAAAAUUUUAUACGAGAGCUGGAACUUACAAAUGUUGAGGAUUAUCCAAAGCUUCGGGAGCUUAUACAAAAGAAAGACGAGAUUGUUGCAAAUGCAUCUACUCCUCCGAUGUACUAUAAGUGUGACCUCCGGGAAUUUGUGCUGUCUCCUGAUUUCUUUGGGACUAAGUUUGAUGUUAUUCUUGUUGAUCCACCUUGGGAGGAAUAUGUGCAUAGAGCACCUGGUGUAACUGACCACAUGGAUUACUGGACAUUUGAAGAGAUAAUGAAUUUGAAAAUUGAGGCAAUAGCAGACACACCCUCUUUUAUUUUUCUUUGGGUCGGUGAUGGCGUGGGUCUGGAGCAAGGGCGGCAAUGUCUUAAGAAGUGGGGAUUUAGGAGGUGUGAAGACAUAUGCUGGGUAAAGACGAACAAAAACACGGCGACUCCUGCUUUACGACAUGAUUCUCAUACCUUAUUUCAGCAUUCUAAGGAACACUGUUUAAUGGGCAUAAAGGGAACUGUUCGUCGCAGUACUGAUGGACAUAUAAUUCAUGCCAAUAUAGAUACUGAUGUUAUUAUCGCGGAGGAACCACCUUAUGGAUCCACAGCUAAGCCUGAUGAAAUGUACCGCAUUAUUGAGCAUUUUGCUCUCGGUCGUAGGAGGAUUGAACUUUUUGGUGAGGAUCAUAACAUCCGAUCAGGAUGGCUGACAGUUGGAAAAGAACUAUCUUCAUCAAACUUCAAUUCUGAGGCAUAUACGAAGACCUUUUCUGACAAGGACGGUAAAGUUUGGCAGGGUGGGAGUGGACGGAAUCCACCACCAGAUGCGCCUCAUUUAGUCCAAACCACACCUGAAAUAGAGGCUCUUCGGCCCAAGUCCCCAAUGAAGAAUCAGCAACAACUGCAGCAACAGCAGUCAAACUCUAUUUCUCUUACGGCCGCAAAUUCCAGCAGAAGACCUGCUGGAAAUUCUCCACAAAAUUCAGCAGCUUUUGGCCUAAAUCAAGAAGCCUCUAGUUCGAACUAUCCUGGUUCGUGGGCUUUGCCAAUGGAUGGCUUCAAAGGUCCAAACGAUACUGGUUAUGAGAUGUAUGGUUUUAACAUGCACCACCCAAUGCCACCAAAUGGGGAGUUUCUUGAUUUUGAAGCUCAGAGAAUGAUGAAUAUGAUGUAACGAGUUAAUUUGUGAAUUUUUUUUUAGUAAAUUUAUUUAGUAGAUGAGCAAAUGUAAGAAAAUAAAAUUUUGGCUAGGUGUUCUUAUUAAACUUUUUUUGUAUUAUUCUUGCAAUUUUUUGCCUUUUAAAA